GUCUGUCUGUCGCUCUGGUUGUCGGUCGGUUUUACAAUUUUUUUUUUGUUUUGUUCGUUUUACGUUUUUUGUAAUUUUUAUUUCAAAUAUUAUACAUAAUAUACAAAUUAUAUUAUAUAUAAAAGACAACAUUUUAAAUUUAAUAUUUAAUAAUAACAAUAAUAGAUAUAUUAUAUAUAUAUAAAAAAAAAAUUUGUUAAAUAUUAUAUAUUUAUCAUCGUCUACAUAUAUAUCCGAUAUAUAAACAAUAAUUCGACGAAGAUCUCUUGUAAAUAAAAAUCAUUUGCCAUAGCAAGUUCCUGACUGACCGCAACUGCUGUUCGUGCCACGUUCUCUUGUGCGAGGGACGAGAAAGAUAAAAGCGAGCUAAAAAAAUGUUUUCGAACUUGUCGAGUUGGUUCUACGGAAGCAGCCCAGCUGAGAAGACCGACGAAGUAGUGGCCGAGCCUAGCCCUGACGCUUUGAUCGAAGUCGAUGAAAACUUCGAACCGAUCGAGAUCGACGAAUCCGACGACUGGGUCAUCCUUGGCAAAGGUGAUACGGAAGCGGAUCCCAAGAAGACCGACGAUGAAGGGAUGGUCGCCGAACGGCACAGUCGUUCGUCUUCGGCUUGCCAAAACGAAGAGGGCUGGUUCGUCACCCCUCCUCCGUGUUUUACAUCGGUCGGCCCGGCAGACAUGGAAACUACUCCUUUGGAAAAUCUCCUCAUCGAGCACCCUAGCAUGUCAGUCUACCACAGCCCCACUGUAAGCUCGGUCUUGCCGGAGAAGAGAACUCUGGCAUCGAUCGCCAGCAACAACGAGUCGUUCGACGACGAAACACCUAUUGUCUUUGAAGCCAUCAAGCUUAAAAACAGGUUACCAAAACAACAAAAGAAAAAGGCUUUCAAGAAAUCCGUUCCACUCGAUGAGUUCAAAAUGGCACCUGAAAAGAUUUUGGGCACGGUACCAGCAUCGGUGUCUGCGCCAAUUGCAGUUGAUGUCGCCAAGAAACUCGAACGUUCAAACGUGGAAAUGUUCCCCGUGUUAAGUCCAUCGUCCAACAGCAAAGUGUCUUCCCAGCGAGCAGUCCGAAGCUACAACGAAGUGGCGGCUUCAUUAAAACGCAGGCAACCCAAAACCGAAGUGCUAGAAACUGUUAAACAUGUGAAAAUUGCACCUGAAAUCAAAGUUGACAACAAACCAAAACCAGUAUCGCCCGUUGAAGAAGUUCAAGCGCCUGUCAAAGUUUCGACUACCCCCAAGAACGUAUUGAAGAAGGGCCGUAAACCACCAAACCCUCUGCCUCAUCUUGUAAAAGAUGAAUUAAAAAAAAUUCCAAAAGAAAUUGUUCCUAAAAUGCGAGCCCAAGAGCAGCGAUUGGUCAGAUUGAGUUCCUUUAGUGUUAUCCAGUCAUCAGAUCUGCCAAAAAGUUCUAAAAUGUUGAAGAAAGAAAUUUCCAAACCAGUCGAAGUUCAACAAGAGACAAUCAACAACGUAGUAACAAGUGCUGUAGAAGUACGCAAACCUGUUGUUGUUGACUGCGAAGAAAAGAAAAAGAGGAAAGCGCAACGCAAAAGUGUUGUUAAGCAAGCAAAGAUCGAAAAGGUAGAAGAUAAUGACUCUACUAGCAGCCAAGUUACCAUGGCCACUCAGACGACAGUGGUUCGACCCAAAUGUGAAGUUGUAGAAAAAAGGGACCAAAAAUCUCCUGUAAAGAAGGAGAACAUUCUAAUACCUUUGACAACAUCGAUUGCAUUGAAUUCUCUCGUGUCUCGACCCGAAGAGAAUGCUUACAAACACGAGCUGCUUAAAAGAGAGCUGGCAAUGAUUGCCGGCACCACCAAAGCUCAAAAAUUGCAAGCACAUAGAGAGACGCGUAUUUUGUGUCGCAACCAGCUGGCACACAUCAAUCGUGUGAGUAUCAUGUUGAGCGCCAGCAACAAAAGACUGAGGAGGGCUGACAAGAACAUGCGACCGUCGGGUGCUAACAACAACCGUAAAUGCUGUUAACUUUAUUUAAAUAUAUGAAAACAAAACAAAACAAAAAAAAACCAUACUGGCUAGUAAUAUAUUGGGUUAGUCUCAGUUAU
This is a messenger RNA of Adelges cooleyi (spruce gall adelgid), 2071 nucleotides long. It is a transcript of the gene TP53INP, whose product is annotated as titin. Gene Ontology annotation, biological process: positive regulation of DNA-templated transcription; autophagosome assembly. Gene Ontology annotation, cellular component: autophagosome; nucleus. The transcript is spliced from 5 exons. The record is from RefSeq and is a predicted model, not a curated record. The coding region runs from base 375 to 1991 and encodes 538 amino acids. Lineage: Eukaryota; Metazoa; Arthropoda; Insecta; Hemiptera; Adelgidae.